AUGACUUCCUCAGCAGAAGGUCCCAUGCAGUCCCCUCCGCUACCUGGUGAUGCGGAUGCCCCGCCAACCUUUCAAGAAUGGUACUCCUUCGAUGCACUCGCCAACUGUUGGAGCUUACUUCCGUCCUCUACCCCAGUGACAUGCGAUGAGAGCACAAUGCCAGCCUCGGACAAAGCGAAACUGAAGAAUCCUGCACUUAAUCUUGUAACUUGGAAUGUAGAUGCCUUCGCCAAGUUUCCCGAUGAUCGUAUGGCCGGCAUCAUUUCCACCAUACGCAGUCAAACUCCCCCACCUAACAUACUCUUCUUCCAAGAAAUUCCUAAGGCAGCACUGUUCUACCUCCUCAAUGAUCCCUGGAUUCGUGAGAAUUGGUACUCUAACGAGGGAAACCUCAGCAACUAUGGAGGUCACGUAUUCAUGACCGUGAUACUCUUAUCCAAACUCAGUUUCGGUAGAGACAGUCAGGAACCAGACAAAGCAUGUAUCGGACCAGUCUGGCGAGUUAAAUAUCCAAGUAAGUUUGAGCGAGACGCUCUCUGCUGCGAUGUCUUCAUGCCACCGUUUGCUACCCGUGUCCGUUUGGUCAACGUGCAUCUGGACUCUCUUGCUCUUCAGCCAAGUCGUCGUCCGCGGCAGCUCGCCAUCGUUGCGAAUAGUCUCCGUUGUGCUGGGCAUGGCUUCGUUGCAGGAGACUUCAACCCUGUCCUCCCGGAGGAUGACAGUCUCGUGGCCGCGAACGGUCUGGUAGAUGUGUGGAACGAGCUGCACCCCGACGAACCGGGCUUCACCUGGGGUCUUGAUGGCCGGGAGCCUUUCCCUCCAGGUCGGUUGGACAAAGUGGCCGUUCUUGGCCUGAAGGGGCAAGAGAUGGACAUUCUUCGACCCGGUGCGCUCGAAAGCGCGGGACAAGGUCUACUGCGACGACAACUGGAUACCCCAGUGCCAUGGAGUGACCAUUCAGGUUUAAAGUGCUGCUUACGUCUUGCUGAAGAGCCCUUGCUCCCAGCGCACCCACUGGUCGAACGCGUCCGUCUACAAUUGGAUGCGUAUGAUAAGGCAAGAAAUGGUCGUCUCCAAUAUCCCCAAUACAUACUAUCCAUCAAUGCGUCCAAUAAGCACCCCCCACAAUUGCUACAUACACCACCAGCGUCAGACGUGCAUGACGCACACGUCUAUGUUAUCCGUCUCUUUGUGAGAACUACGUGGCUUAUCGUGGUUUCCUACUGUAGAGAGCACGAGAGGGAGUCCGAUUUGACAGAGCAGUCUUUGCCUAAAAUGGUAGUAGUUACUCCAGUUCCUCCGUAUGGGUUAUGGAAAUGCCUAUAG
Messenger RNA from Aspergillus welwitschiae, 1326 nucleotides. Its product is annotated as endonuclease/exonuclease/phosphatase family protein. The coding region runs from base 1 to 1326 and encodes 441 amino acids. Gene Ontology annotation, cellular component: PML body; cytoplasm. The record is from RefSeq and is a predicted model, not a curated record. NCBI's taxonomy places the organism in Eukaryota, Fungi, Ascomycota, Eurotiomycetes, Eurotiales, Aspergillaceae. Gene Ontology annotation, molecular function: single-stranded DNA binding; 5'-tyrosyl-DNA phosphodiesterase activity. The transcript has 4 exons. Gene Ontology annotation, biological process: double-strand break repair.